AUGGCUGAGGCAUGGAGCUGGAGUUGGGGCUCUGGCCAGUCCGGUUCUAGUUGGGGCUGGGGAUGGGGCUCCGACAACUCUGGCGGUUCUUCUGGCUCGGGUUCAGGUGGUUCAGAUUCGAACUCGGAUGGUUCUAGCUUUGGUUGGGGUUGGAGCUCGAACGGAACAGAUACAAACUGGGGUUGGGGAAGUAGCUCGGGCUCAAACCACUCAAGCGGCACUGGCUCUACGCACAACAACCAAACGUCCGCAUCAAACCACUCAAGCAGCGUUGGUUAUACACACAAGAGCCACACGGCCCCAUCAAACCACUCAAGCGGCACUGGUUCUACACACAAGAGCCACACGACUCCAAUAUCGUCAAGAAGAAAGAUUGAGGUUACCGUGUGGAAGAAUGGAUUCGAUUACCAAGAAUGGGUUUCAAAGCAUGCUCCGUUUUACAUCAACGAUGUUCUUGUCUUCAAGUACAACAAUGAUCAAACCCAAUCCAAGAAGCAAAACAACAACGUCAACAACGAUGUCUACUUGCUCCAAGACUUGAAGAGUUACAGGAGAUGCGAUGUGACCAGAGGCAAGAAGCUAGAAGCAAGAGGACACUCCUCGAGCUCAUCAUUAUUAGGGUUUAAGUUGCUUCUCCGUAAGGCUCAAACUUACUACUUGGCAAGUGGAGACCACAACGGCUGCAACCACAACAUGAAGUUCUCUCUCUCACCGAUCCCUCGCCCGAAUUCACACAAUAAACCCUAA
This is a messenger RNA of Arabis nemorensis, 747 nucleotides long. Lineage: Eukaryota; Viridiplantae; Streptophyta; Magnoliopsida; Brassicales; Brassicaceae. The record is from the annotation of a GenBank genome assembly.